GACGGAUUGCGAAUUAUUGUAUCUCCACCAAACCUGCUGUGAUUACUCUGAAAUAAAGGGCGUUGCAAGGACAGUGUUUUACUCUGUAUAAAUAUUGAGGUUCGUUCCGCUGUCGACUUCACGAAAUUAUUGCCAAAAAUUAUUUUGGUAUGUUCUUAAAGUCAGUCUGCAUUACGGUACGAGAACAUAACACGUGCAAAUUGUCAUAGCAUACUCUGAUUGCGGCAGCAAUACGCUUAUUUGAGUUGGAGUGAAUAACUAUCCAUUGUUUUUAUUAAUCCGUCCUCGAUUGGAUAUCACUGGAUCGUCAGGAAGACGCGUCUCUGAUGAGUGUGUUUUAUCUUGGGAUCUAGACUCCGGCCCUCGAGUAUGGCAUCAUUAUUCAGACUUCGACGGCUUUACCUUGCCCUAGCGGUUCUCUCAAUCUACGGUGGGAUAAUGUUGGUGUUGAAAGUCCUCAAAACAUCGAACGGUGGAGAGGUUUUAACCUCUCUUCUACACCAGUCUAAACUGGAGGUGGGUCACUCAGAUCGAUCGCAACAGGCGUUCAAAUUAGGAAUAAUCAACAAUACUGCGAUCCAUUUAAACAAUGUCAUUGGCCUCCAGGAGGAUCAGAAAAGCAAGAAAGAGGUUGUAAUUGAGAAAGAGGCAAAAUUAAAGAGACAACCAGAAGAGACCGAGGCAAAGUUGAAGAGAGAGCAAGAAGAGCUAAGAGUCAGAGAGCUCGAGAGGAUGCCAUUCGUAAGAGAUCCAGCAUACAAACAGUCGGUUUGCCCAAAGACUGUUUCUUCAGUGACAAAGUAUUCCAAAUGGUUCCGGGAAAGAUUCAUUCCUGGGAUUAAAGUUUUCAUUGACAAGGAAGACCUUCGCAGAGUGGAUGAGCUAAAAGUAUAUGACCUCCCAUUUGGUAUCAGACAGUCAGACCAGGCAUUCGUUGAAAUACUGAACCACACUUCGUUCCGUAAUCCGGAGCUUCCGCUACACGGCUCCAGUCAGGAAUGCAUCAAAUGUGCAGUUGUUGGGUGUGGAGGGAUCCUGAAUGGAUCCGAAGCAGGAACGGAAAUCGAAGGUCACGACUACGUCUUCAGAUUAAACAGGGCGAUUUCAGGAGAACACUACGUCAAGGAUGUUGGCAAGAAGACCACUUUUUAUACAUUCUUCCCCGAAUCAGAGCACACUUUUGACGUCAAAGAUGAGAAUGUGACGUCUCUGUACACCAUGUUCAAAUCGUUUGACGUAGCAUACGCUCUGCACAUGGUUAAAGACAUCGAUCCACCACUCGCUGUCAGGGGAGAUAAACAAACAUACACUAUGAGAAAACCCAACGUUAACCGGUCCAAACUGAAGAUUAUCCACCCAAGUUUCUUCCGUUAUGUCUACACAAAAUAUAUGGAUGGAGUUUCCUACAGGCCAACAACAGGUGCUAUAGUUGUGAUCAUGGCCCUACAUCUAUGUGACGAGGUGAACAUAUAUGGAUUUGGGUAUGACAAACGAUUCACUCUGCACUACUACGAUGACAAAUUCAUCAUGCACAUGAACAACUUAACGACCCUGCACGACGUUGACAAGGAACGAAUUCUUUGGAAAAAACUCCACGAAGAGGGAAUCUUGCGACUUUUCAAAAGGGACGAGUGACAUUGGUGAACUGGAAUUCGUUUCCACUAUAGGAACAUUUACUUAGCCAUGUAGUUUGCUCCCUAGUUUAAUCUAUAGUUCACUCUAGGAAGUUUCAGAAACAUUUUACAAGUUGGUUUUUACCCAUUUUACAAUAAACAAUUUGAUUUAGUUCAAUUCGGGUUGGGUUUGGAGGAGUUUUUUCCAAUGAAAAAAAGUGUCACAGAAUCCACCACUGCACUUUUUUUUUGUGAGAAAUCGCCCUAACAUCACAAGGCUAAGGAUGGCCACUCGACUACAGUUGACUGAUUUGGGGGAUCGACCCAAAUCAACUGUCACCAGGGGCACGGUGCCACCUACUCCUGGGGCUGCAACAGGGUUAUCCCUUC
This is a messenger RNA of Asterias rubens (European starfish), 2003 nucleotides long. RefSeq names its product alpha-N-acetylgalactosaminide alpha-2,6-sialyltransferase 1-like. The transcript is spliced from 7 exons. Lineage: Eukaryota; Metazoa; Echinodermata; Asteroidea; Forcipulatida; Asteriidae. Gene Ontology annotation, molecular function: sialyltransferase activity. The record is from RefSeq and is a predicted model, not a curated record. The coding region runs from base 370 to 1635 and encodes 421 amino acids.